GAAAAACAUAUUCCAGCACUCUUCUUAUGCUUUUCUUAUUACUUCCUUAAGACAAGCUCUGUAUGAAGCAGAAUCUAUACUUGGUAUUAACUUGGUGGAUGCCGAUAAACUCUGAUGUUUGUAAUUCCCCGUAUCCUGAGCCUACAACAUUGUGUUCCUUCUCGUAUCUGCCAGCCAUAAAUUCUUCUUAAUUCCACCCCCUGCCCUUGUAUUGAUUUCUGGUCAAUUUGAAUUGAUUGCCUUCUGCUUAGUGUUUCUGGUUGGCUCUGGAACUGUGAAGGACAGAGGCAGCUCCCAUCCUGGAAGCUGGAGAGCAGGGAGAAGGUCAUGGCUGAUGGCAAGCAAGAAUGAGCAUUAAUUUUAAAGGUCAAUUUUCAUUAAAAAUACAGCACUGCAUCCUAUUAUACUGAGCUGCUGUGCAGACCCAUGCUCACUCCUGGGAUAAAGUUUGCAGAAGGACUGUGCCUUCUGCAGUGGAAUCCAGGUCUGAGCAAUGGUUCCCCUGUCCUGGGAACGACAAAAGCCUUUGGUUCCCCAGAGCUGUAUGUGUGGCAGGAAAGAGCUGUCAGAAUCACACUCCUAAACUGUGGUUGCAGUAUUGUAAAGAACCGCAAUGGGGAAAAUUAAUGGAUUUGUAUAGAAGGGAACAGUUUGAGAAACUCAUGCCAAACCUGUUUAAUUAUUUUGUAGAGUCAGAACGAAUGCUUACAUCCCUAUACCAAAAGGAUAUGAUUGGCAAUCUAUGAUCAACACACUUAAGUAUUUUUCUUACAUUAAAAUGUAUAGUUCUGAAUUUUUAUCCCAAAGUUCCAGAUAAAAGUAAGUACCGUAUUUCCUCUGGGAAAAGAAAUUCUAAUUCUUAAUUGCUUUUAAUUCUGAGGUUCUCUUAACUUUGUAGCGUUUUUAGGACUGCUGAAGUAUUUUAUCAUUUAGGGUUAUGGAUAAUUUUGAAGUCCUUUCAUGUCUCCACGCACAACAAACACCUUUAACAUUUGUUUAGGGCCAUCUGAAUUGUCUCAGACUCCUGAGAAGUUUCUGCUUGUUAAAUUUGAAGGAUUAAUUUUCAUUUUCACUUUAACUGAAAGCACUCAGAAUUUCACAUGUUGGUUUGUGUGUGUGUGUGUGUGAACUGUUUGCAUCUUUAUUUUAGUUAAUUUUCAAAAAGCAGCAAGUUUCUGGGAAAUAGGAACAGCUUUAAUUUUCUUCCUCAAGACACAAUAAUAAAGACUGAAGUGCAGUUCUGCACUCUGACUGUGGAAGCACUUUGGCACACAUGAUUCUGCUUUUAAAAUGUGAGGGGUCCUCUGUGGUAUGGAAAUACUCAGACAUUUAAGUGUUUGCAAACCUACUCAUAGGUUUGCCCAGGUUUAUUUAUAAAGUAGCAAUGGAUCUCUUUAUUUUGUGUUUGUGGCCAAAAGAAGCUGUAACAUCUCUGGCCCUGAUGCUCAUUUACUUUAAUGUCCCCUUAGCAGGCUCUGGCAGCAGAAGGGAGCCUUAAAGUAGGUGUGAAUUACAUCCUAUCCCACUUGAAGUUUAAAAAUAAAUCAAAGAAGGGCGGCUGGCAGUAUUUUGUAAGGCUCCUUGCCUUACUCACCCUUCACCUCCCACUAGGAACUAGGAUUGGCUUGCAGUGGAGCUGACUAAUGUCUGUGCUCUUUGCUAGAGGACCCUCUCAAAGGGCUUUACUCCAUCUGAACAAGACCACAUCCUGUUACUUUCAGUGCAGGCGGGAAGAACCCUGCCCCUGCUGAAACUUUAAAAAAGGGGAAGCCCUAUUCUGGACCUAUGCUAGCUGCUUUGUAUGAAGCCCUGCCAGGUUUGGAGUGUGGGGUCUGUCUGAUAUGCCAAAGGGUGGAGAGCACCUUGGAGAGGGUGACAGCUGUGCAGAAUCACUGAGCUCUUCUGGCAGAGGAGCCUGGACGCAGACAGGAGACUGAGGAUUACUUCUUCUGCCCCUCUCCAGCUCGAGCAGAGAUGCGGAGUGCAGCUGGAUGCACAGAGCCAAUAGCAGGAAAUGAUAAUCUGACCUCUGCCAGCUCUCCCUCCUCUACGUUACCUACACGCUCCACAUCACUCUCACCUCCAAGCAUCACUGCAGGAGCUCAGCCAGCAGCAACUGGUGCCUCUCCCGCAGCCAGCACACACCUCUCCAUGCACUCAGGCUCUGGCCUGACCACGGGACUCAGCCACUCAGAGUAUAGCAGCCCUGCUGCCCUCACCACACGCACUCUCACUGCCUUUCAUCCAACUGCAUCAGAUAAUUACAGUUCAACAUCCUUGCACAGCACCACUUCACCAGUCAUCUUGUCAGCAAGCACUGAGACCACCCCCACUAGCACAAUAGAAAGUACUAAAACAGUGACAGAAGAACCUUGUGAUAAUGAAGUUGAUGAUGUGAUUAUAGUAGACAGGAAUGGCUCAGCUGAAGUUACGCUAAAGAAUCUCAAAGGAAACAGAGAAUAUGAUAUUUUGGGGAAGCCUGGGGAGAGCUCAAAAGUGAAUGCCAGCAACAACAAAGCAGUGCUUAAGUGGUGCAGAAGAUAUACAGUUAGAUCUGCUAAUUGCAAUGACAUGCAUCUUACUAUUCCACCUGAUGAAAAAAGGUAUACUUUUAAUGCCCUGAACAUUGAAAGCAACUCCGCAACACUGCCCCUAAACUCUUUAUUUAGCGACUGUGAAGGUGACAAUCCUAAUGUGACUGUUAGCUGCAAAACAGAUUCCGGAAAUUUAGAAGACAUUGGGGAAUUAAUUAAUAACCACAUAUUGAUAAAGGAUUUAUUACCCGACAGUGAGUACAUCUGCAGUGUUACAGUACGCUUCUUUGAAAAGAACUUUACCAAAGAAAGUAAAAUAACCACAGAUUACAAUGCUCCAAAAGCACCAGAAAACCUCACAAUGCAUCCUACUGCCAGAAACGUAACAAUUGUGUGGAUGAGACCUACCAACACACCAGAAAAACAUAUAGAUGGCUAUAUUGUGAGAUGCAAUUACACUAAUGAAUACAACGUUUCCGUGAAUGAGAGCAGCUUUACUUGUGAUGAUUUAGAACCUUAUGCUGAUGGCUUUGUUUCUGUAAGAGCAUAUAAAAAAAGCAAGCAUGGGAAUAAAACCUUUUUGGGCGAACCAGCGGGAGAACACUUCAAAACAAAACCAGCAAAACCAGAGAAAGUGACUGAGUUCAAACUGAAAUUGCUGGCUGACAAUGCUGUCCAAGUUGCCUGCAGAAGUCAAAAAGUGUAUGGAAAUGAAACAAAAUUUGAAUUGUCUUGGAAUUCCAGCAGCAAAAGUGAUGAGAGGAAGAGUAAGAAUGAAUGCAAUUUUAUAAUAAAAGAUCUCUCUUACUUGACAAAAUAUACGUUUAAGAUCUCUGUGUUUAAUGGAGUAUAUACAGGAGACUCAGUAUAUGAGGAAAUAUAUACCAGAUAUAACUCGAGGGCCUUGAUUAUAUUCUUGGUGUUCUUGAUUGUUGUGACAUCAAUAGCUUUACUAUUGGUUCUGUAUAAAAUCUAUGACCUUCACCAAAAAAAGCUUAGCAAUUCUUCUGAAGUCAUCAGCCUUGUAGUUAAAGAUGAUGAAAGACAGCUUUUGAACAUAGAGCCAAUACCUUCAGAGAAACUGUUGGAGACAUACAAGAGGAAGAUUGCGGAUGAAGGAAGACUUUUCUUGGAUGAAUUUCAGAGCAUUCCAAGAAUUUUCACUAAGUUUUCAAUGAAGGAGGCCAAGAGGAGCCAUAAUCAGAACAAAAACCGUUACAUCGAUAUUCUUCCAUAUGAUCAUAACCGUGUUGAGCUCUCUGAGAUUCCAGGAGACCCAGGAUCAGACUAUAUCAACGCAAGUUAUGUUGAUGGCUUCAAAGAACCGAGAAAGUAUAUUGCAGCACAAGGCCCCAAGGAUGAAACCACGGAUGAUUUCUGGAGAAUGAUCUGGGAACAGAAAGCAACAAUUAUCGUCAUGGUUACUCGCUGUGAGGAAGGAAACAGGAACAAAUGUGCCCAGUACUGGCCGUCAAUGGAGAAUGGCUCUGCAACAUAUGGGGACAUUAUUGUGAAGAUCAACGAAAGUAAAACGUGUCCAGACUAUAUAAUUCAGAAACUACACAUCACAAAUGGAAGAGAAAGAACAUCUGGAAGAGAUGUCACUCAUAUUCAGUUCACCAGCUGGCCAGACCAUGGUGUUCCUGAGGAUCCACAUCUCCUUCUCAAACUUAGACGCAGAGUAAAGGCUCUCAGCAACUUUUUUAGUGGCCCAAUAGUAGUUCAUUGCAGUGCUGGAGUUGGGCGCACUGGGACCUACAUUGGAAUUGAUGCUAUGUUGGAGGGUCUGGAUGCAGAAGGCAGAGUGGAUGUUUAUGGCUAUGUUGUGAAGCUGCGCCGGCAGCGGUGCCUCAUGGUUCAAGUAGAGUCACAGUACAUCCUUAUCCAUCAAGCACUAGUGGAAUACAAUCAGUACGGAGAAACAGAGGUCAGCCUCUCAGAACUACAUUCCUAUCUUAACAAUCUGAAAAGAAAAGAUCCUCCAAGUGAACCUUCUCUGCUGGAGGCAGAAUUUCAGAGACUUCCUUCCUACAAGGGAUGGAGGACACAGAACACUGGGAAUCGAGAGGAAAAUAAAAACAAAAAUAGGAGUGCCAACACAAUUCCAUAUGAUUUUAACCGAGUGCCAAUCAGGAAUGAUGAGGAACAAAGUAAGGAGGGAGAACAUGAUUCGGAGGACUCCUCAGAUGAGGACAGCGACUGUGAAGAAUCAAGCAAAUACAUUAAUGCUUCCUUCAUAACUGGUUACUGGGGUCCAAAAUCCAUGAUUGCAACACAAGGACCACUGCAGGAAACUAUCUCUGAUUUCUGGCAAAUGGUAUUCCAAAGAAAAGUCAAAGUCAUUGUUAUGCUGACAGAGCUGAAAGAAGGGGAUCAGGAACUCUGUGCACAGUACUGGGGAGAAGGAAGACAAACAUAUGAUGGCAUAGAAGUUCAAAUGACAGAUGUCAGCUGUUGUCCUAACUACACCAUACGCGCAUUUGAUGUCACACAUCUGAAGAGGAAAGAAACACAGAAGGUAUAUCAGUAUCAAUAUCACAAGUGGAAUGGAUUGAAUGUUCCGGAAGACCCCAAAGAUUUAGUCAAUAUGAUUCUAAGCCUUAAAGAAAAAGUGCCAUCCAGACCAACCUCUGAGGACAGCAAGAACUGCCGCAGUGUCCCACUUGUCAUCCACUGCUGUGAUGGAUCACAGCAGACUGGCGUGUUUUGUGCUUUGAUGACCCUCUUGGAAAGUGCAGAAACUGAAGAAGUAAUAGAUGUUUUCCAAGUAGUAAAAGCUCUUCGUCGCAGCAGGCUGGGAGUGGUCUCCACUUUUGAACAUUAUCAAUUUCUCUAUGACACCAUUGCUCGUACCUACCCUGCCCAGAAUGGACAAAUAAAGAACAGCCAGCAAGAAGAUAAGGUUGAAUUUUGCAACGAAGUAGAGAAAAAAGAUCAGGAAACCGGACUGAUCACUAUUGACCUUACUCCACCAACUCCAGAGGGAAAUGGUGCUCCUGAAUGUUGCGAUGAUUUUAAGGCUGCAGAUACCAAUCAGGGGACAGAAAGUUCAACGAAUGGUCCCACAACUCCAGUUUUAACUUAGAUUUUUUUUUUUUUUUUUUUUUUAGUAAAAAUUGUAUUUUCAUACCAACCAAAUCAGUAAGAAACUAAAGAUUUUUUUUAUCCUCCCUUUUGGAAAGCAUUUAUAUCGGAUUUCAAAGGUACAAAUCUAAAGUGAUACUUGAAACUUAGAGAGAGUGACAAAGAACUGUGAAAGUUAAAUCUUGGUGUAGAUUUGCAUCUAAUAAUUCAAAAACCUUUUCGCCAUCUUGAUACUUUUCCAUUUUAAAACAUGUACAGUGUAAUACUAUAUUCUUAUUUUGAGCAGCAGGAAGUUUUUUCUUCACUUCUCUAAGAAGGAGAAAAGCAACUCAGUGCACCACGACAAGCAUGUUGCUAACACAGGUCUGUGUUCAAAGCUAUUAGUAAGUAAAGCAACAUAAUUGGUAAGCGUGUCUCCUAUUAUUUUAGGACUGCUGGCUAAGUGCUGCUUUAAUAAUACUCUGAGGAACUUGUGGGACUUUGGCAAACAAUUCAAGAGUGCAACGUUAACAUCAUGUGCCAGUUACCGAGACUGUGACCCUCUAACCUCCCGAAUCAACGGGGAACAGAAGUUCUGCAUUUUUCUGUCUUGCCUCAAGAUGUCCUUGUUGCUCCACGGAAAUUCAUCUGUGAUUUCAAUAUUAGAGAAGAAAGGUUGGAGAUUUAAAUGGUCACAACAGUUCUGACAGAAAACGCAUUCUGUUUAUUCUUAGAAAUGGAAAUGCUGCAUGCUCGCACGUUUAUUUCUUAUGCUUAUAUCCUGUGGUUUGAAGAGAAUACUUCCACAAAUGCACAUGACUUGUUUCCAUAGCUGGAAAAUCCUUAGAUGCUUUUCUCCAAACUGUAGAUUUUGAUUAGUGCAGGGAUUUAAUUUUAUUUUUGAGAUUUUGUACGUUAUAGCUAUGAUAAUUUUACAGUUUCUUGCUGCGUUUUAGCAAAUUAGUUAACAAAGUGAGAAUUGUUUUAUUCUGUUGAAGUCUCUUAACUGGCCAUUUUCUUCUAAAGGCACAACAUCUUGUUCUGUCCAGCAUGUGGAUUUAAAACAACAACAACAACAAAUUUCAUUAGGAAAACACACCAUUAAAUUCUUAUGAAACAAUA
Messenger RNA from Coturnix japonica (Japanese quail), 6719 nucleotides. It is a transcript of the gene PTPRC, whose product is annotated as protein tyrosine phosphatase receptor type C. NCBI's taxonomy places the organism in Eukaryota, Metazoa, Chordata, Aves, Galliformes, Phasianidae. Gene Ontology annotation, molecular function: protein binding; protein tyrosine phosphatase activity. Gene Ontology annotation, biological process: protein dephosphorylation; T cell receptor signaling pathway; positive regulation of peptidyl-tyrosine phosphorylation. The record is from RefSeq and is a predicted model, not a curated record.